Oncorhynchus gorbuscha (pink salmon) is the source of this 4266-nucleotide messenger RNA. RefSeq names its product phosphoprotein associated with glycosphingolipid-enriched microdomains 1-like. Gene Ontology annotation, cellular component: plasma membrane; membrane raft. Gene Ontology annotation, biological process: intracellular signal transduction; negative regulation of T cell activation. The record is from RefSeq and is a predicted model, not a curated record. The transcript has 10 exons. The coding region runs from base 491 to 1909 and encodes 472 amino acids. NCBI's taxonomy places the organism in Eukaryota, Metazoa, Chordata, Actinopteri, Salmoniformes, Salmonidae.
GUGGGUCUGGGUGCAUAGUCAGAAUAGCAACAACGUACUACGUCUGGGAAUAUUCGUGCACGGUAGAGAACGCGCCUCAGAGCUCCUCAGUAUUGAAUACAAUUUGUUUUGAGGGUUUACCAAGACGUAUUCAUUUUAUGUAAAUUCUUUAUUAAAUGCGGGGUUUUCUGAUGUGGUGGAGCCGCACUGCACAAAUCCAACGAGUUUCAAUUCAACAGUAGCCUAACGACCGACUGCUAUUCAUGGAUGGUCUUCUAAGGGCCACACUUCAUGGCUUUGUUUACUGUGGUCAUAACUCCACCCAAGGCUCCUGUGUGCCUUGUCAUCUGUACAGCCUAUUACUGUGACACGAGCCUGGCCCGCCAGACUGAUAGCAAGAGGCAAGGACGAGCUCGUGAAUAACCACAGCCUGUGUAACCAAGGUGUCAAGCAGGUCCCCUGUGUGUGAUGCCCUCUUGCUAGCAGGUCCCCUCCCAGAGUGUGAUGCAUCAUGGCUCCGGUGCUCAGUGCCUUGUUAGGGCCGGGGGUCGCGGGGUCAGGGGUCGCCAUGUCGACAUCGUUAGGCAGCGAGCCGCUGGUCCUAGUGGUCACCCUGAUGGCCAUCUCUGCCAUCGUGCUGCUCUCACUGCUACUGCAGCUGUGUGCCAGCUGCCAGGGGCAAAAUAAAUCCAAUGGCCGCCCAGGAGACCAUGAGAACCUCAUGAAUGGAGUGUCUGAGAGAGAGACGUUUACCGGAAGUCAAUCUGUGGACAGUCCAGGGACUGACCUAGUGGUGAGCAGUUCACACAACGGCCCACUAACCAGUGGUACAGUGUUGACAGACACCCAGGACAGCAGUCCCCAGCCCUCUGAGGAGAUGCUGUCCAGCCAGUCAGAGCUGCGGAGCUCCAAGUGUCCCCAGGACCGCGAGCUUCCCAGCAUCCCACCCAACAGCGCCCUGGAGGGGAUGGGAUCCUCCAGCGAACCCCCUCUACCCGUCUCCGGAGACGGCACCUACGAGGUGGUGAAGGAGAGAGGCGGCAUCUUAACGGCGUCCCGUGACGUGAGCGUUGAAGACUCCCUCUACGAGACGGUCAAAGAGCUGAAGGACCAUCCAGGGAGCCUGGCUGUAGGUAUACCCAACGGACACGGUACUACGUCCCCCUUCAGCCCCGGUGACGACCCUCACCACCUCCACAACCCCCUACCCCCUUCCCACCACCGUCCAGCCCUCCACAAUGACCACCUCAGCCCCUGCAGCACCCCGGAGCGGGGGCCCCUGUGCGCGGGAGUGGAGUACGCCUCGGUGGAUCUGAACAAGAAGAGCCGUUACAGUGCAGACCUGGAGGCCAGGCGCUCAGCCACCAUCACUGCUGCUGUGAGCCCCACAGAGGAGCCCGAGGAGGAGGACAGACCCCCGCCUGUACCUGACAAGGUGCUGGAUGAGAAUGACAACCAGCCUACCAUGAUGGACGCAGGAGGGGUGGUGGUAAUGGGGGCAGCACUUCACAACGGAGAGUUGCUCUCUCCUUCACCGGGGCUUCACAACCAUGUGCUGUUGGAGAACGAGCUUUCAGACAUGUACUCCACAGUGAGGAAGACACACCUAGACGUGGAGGAGAAGGAGAGUGACUACAGCAGCAUCGCUGAGAUCAAAGGUCUGGUCCCUGAGUCGUCCUCCAGUGAUCUCUACGCUACUGUCAGGGACAUCUACCCCCAGCUCGGAGAGGGGGAGUCAGACCCACAGGGACCCUCUGGGGUUCUCCAGGAGUCCCCUGCAGAGAGCAUCGACCCGGGCUACGAGAACGUCUGCCUCACUAAGACUGGUAAUGGAGAGGACUUGGGGCUGAGGAACCAGGUUCAGGAGCCAGACUAUGAGAGUGUAGGUGAGCUGGGCCUGGGGUUGAACAGGGAGAGUUCCCGUCUCUAACUGGGUAGUAAAGCUACAGUGCGGGGCCUAAACCUGAGCCUCUGGGGCCUCACCCUCAACCCCAGCAGUUAGCCUAACUAAUAGCCUCACCCUCAACCCCAGCCAUUAGCCUAACUCCUAGCCUCAGACUCAACCCCAGCCAUUAGCUCAACUCCUAGCCUCACCCUCAACCCCAGCCAUUAGCUUAACUCCUAGCCUCACCCUCAAUCCCAGCCAUUAGCCUAACUCCUAGCCUCACCCUCAACCCUAACCAUUAGCCUAACUAAUAGUCUCACCCUCAACCCCAGCCAUUAGCCUAACUAAUAGUCUCACCCUCAACCCCAGCCAUUAGCCUAACUAAUAGUCGCACCCUCAACCCCAGCCAUUAGCCUAACUAAUAGUCUCACCCUCAACCCCAGCCAUUAGCCUAACUAAUAGUCUCACCCUCAACCCCAGCCAUUAGUCUAACUCCUAGCCUCAACUUUACCCAGCAGCCCUGAUGACAGGAACACCACCUCAGGGCUCUGAAAUUCAACCUUCAACCCUACUGCCCAUCAUCACCAAUUCAGGGUUUCUGCCCACUACCCCCUCAGUGCAGUUUGGGUGUGCCCACAGCCCAGCGAUAUCUGACUGAAUUAGCUAUAAUCUUAACUCUGCAUCAAUUCAUGGGGCCCUUAAAUUACAAUGUACGUACUCGGGGUGCUAUCAAAUCAGUAUUUGAACUAUGAAAUCACCGUCCGUUUUCAAGUUAUUGGCGUCCGUCCACUUUGUGAUGUUGCUUCUCACUCUGUAUCAUGGUGUACAUCACAUCACUGAAGAUUGAAGGUUAGCUACAUUAUCAACGACUGCUAUCAAUGUGGGAAGGCCAAUAUUUCUACAUUAUCCAUCACCAUCAUAAUUACUUCCUCAGACUAUAAAAAAGUACAUUUCUAAACAUGUAUAACCAGUCAUUACGAAUUCAGUUCAUUUUACAAGGCUGGUGACAAGCUGACUGGCCAGUGACACUUUGUCAGUGCCUUGUGAUUGAGUUUUUGUGCCAUAAUGUCGUUCUAUAAGGCACUUAUAAAGGUAUGAGUAGAAUGUUUCCCCACAAUGUAAUGUCAAUGUUUAUAUAAUCUGUUCUCCCCUCCUAGUGCAUCAUUUCAUUCAGAACAUCAUGAUAAAGCAGAUAUAUGAUAGAUAUGUGUACUUACAUACUAUUGUAAAAUAAGUAGCCUCAAGUCAGGCAGUUUAGACGGCUGAACUCUAAAUGGAACGGCUUCUUUUAGUUUCUAAAACAUUUUUUAUUUGAUUUACAUGUCAACUUUUUUUAUUUUUAAAUCAAAUUCCUAUUUAUUUAUAGAUGGUGGAUCAUUGUGUGAUUAAGGGAUAUCAGGAAGUGUGUUUGUUCAUGAGGGAAACUUGAAGGUUUUGUUCUGUACAUAGGAUAAACAAAUGAAUAAGUGGGUUACCAUGGUAAUAAAGUAGUAAAGGUACUCAUGAAUAAUCCAGACUUUUUAAAAAGGACUUAUUCAUUCAAACAAAAGACGAACAAUGGUGAGACCAUAUCUAUCAAUGUUGUAGUGAUUUCUUGUGUGAAUUGUUCAACUCAGUUGUUGUUUUCUCUAUAUUUCUUCACAUGAUUCAAAAUGUAUUUAAAAUACUUAUAUUCGCUCAAUGUGACAAUAUGCAACAGCAAAGCGGUGUGUUAAUGCAGCUGUAUUGAUCAAGGUGUAUAAUAUGUGUUUGUAUGGCGUGUUUAUGCUAACCCUGUAGGUACGCAUACUAUUGAUAAGGUGGAAAAGGAUUUUAAAGCACAAAGUGUCAAAAAACAUUAUGCUACUGCUUCUGUACAGAGCUUAUAGCAACAACAUCAUACAUACAUAUAACCCAUCAUGUGCACAAUUAUAAUAUCAAAUGCUUCUAACUUAACUAUUUGAACAAGCACUAUUAAGGUAGCAUGUGCUGAUGACAUGCUAACCGAGGGUUGUAUAAAGUUAGAGUACGAUUUCAUGAAGUCGGCUAAUGUAUGAAUUUGCAAAUGGUAAAGUAUAUUUUGUAGUAUGUAUGCAUGUGAUUUGGACUGCUUAAUAGUGGCUAUAAAAGCACAUAGAGUACAGUAAAACCAUGCUGUCCUUUUAAGGGAAUACGUUUAGGCUAGCUGUAAGUAUGCCCCUUACUCAGAGAGUGACCUAACUAUUGUUGAAAAUAUAGUGAUUGAUUGAAUGGUGGCGUAUGACAGUUUGGGAGUUCUGUAUUCUGUUUUAAUAGGACACCAUCUCAUUGGUUAUUUUGUUCUGUUGUUUUAUUCAUGUAUGGUACAUUGUGUCGGUACAGGUGUUUUAAAACAGAAAAGUCAAAGUUGGUACUUUUUAUUUUUUUAAAGAAAAGUGAAUGAA